UCAACUUCGCCUCUCGAUGCCAGAUACAUCUUUAGAAGCUACACCUAUUAUUUCAAUUGUCCCAAGCAAGGCGUCAAUCAAGGAACGAUUUUGAUUCAUGAAAUAUGUUUGGUAUUGUUAUAAUCCUAUCACUCCUGCUGUCAUUUGCAAGUGAUGCUGCAGCCUUGCUGGUAAAUCAGACUCUUGCAGCCAACUCUUCGCUAGCCUGUACCACAGAAAGAGCUGAUGAUGUACUCAAACAUAUCAAGGAAGAUAAUCUCGAUGUUGUGGUGCUUGCUGCUGCAUGUCGCAGCGUUUGUAAUGUUGUCUUGGGAUCAGGAAAUCCUGAUAUGGCGGGCCCGGGUAUGAUGAUAUCCUACUACCUCCAAAUUGCGUUAUCCGUCCUGUUCGGGCCACUUCUGCCGUUCCUCAUUUGGAUUUCCAAGAAGCGAUCAUUCCAGCCGGUUCUGCGACGAGUUGCUCUUUUGGAAAAACUACUUCUAUCUGUGGUCCAGACUAGUUUAUUCUACUCUUCCUCGCUCUUCAUUGCAGCAAUUUUCCGCCAUUGCCAAAGCCCGUCGAUUUCAGAAUACGUAAUCCUAGGCCGGUUGCUGAAACUCCAAUUAGCGACCAUGUCGUUCUUACUUUGUGGGUUGGUUCUGGAAUGGCGUUUGAAAGAAUUCAGUAUUCCAUUUGAAUGGGUACUAUAUUCCGUAGUGAUCAUUCUGUCUCAAGGCUUGACGUGUGUCGCACUGGAGCAAGGAUUCCCCGUGAUGGUAGAUGAGGAUUCGAUGUAUUAUUUCCAAUUGUCAGAUGCCUGUGAUGACAUAGAUGGGAAUGGAGGUCCUUUCUAUGGAUUUAAAACUGACAUCUUCUAUUUCUCGAGAGGGGAGACUGGUAUGACUGCGUUGCUGAUUGCUCUUCCAGGAAUAUGGCUAGUCAUGUACCUGAUUCCGACACAUUGGAAAAGAUUGCCGGAGCCUGCCAUGCGCCGGCUCCACUGGAAGAAGAUCAAGCUGGGACUCAGUGCGCUCAUUUUUCUCUUUCUUUCUUACCUUUUCGCAGGCUGUAUCAUGCUCUCGGUAAGUGUCAGCCAAACCGUCCAGGAAAACGAAUGGGGAUAUGGUCAAUCCACAGCAGUAUUGCUCUGGGCUCCCUUUUUCUUUGAAGCAAUCAGCAAUACUAUAAAGCAUGAGAGAUCACUACGAGCAAUCAAACAAGUGGCUGUACAUCUACAGGACUUAAAACCAGGUUGUCCAAGUGAUCAAGCACAUGAACGGCUCGUUGGAAGUGGCUCUGUCGAUGAGCACGAGGUUGUUGCGGAGCAAAAUCCGGAUGAUGAGGGGGACGAUGAUGAAAUCGCCUUGGGAGUGAACCGCAGAGACACCGAAUCUAGGAUGGAAGGGCGAGGAAUUGUAGGACAAAGUGAUGCAGAACGGGCAGCGACAUGGCAGUGUGACCAUUUGCAGAAUCCCCCAGAAGCCCACAGAUUGAAAAGAAGAUUCACAUGA
Molecule: messenger RNA, 1490 nt
Organism: Cadophora gregata
Lineage: Eukaryota; Fungi; Ascomycota; Leotiomycetes; Helotiales; Ploettnerulaceae
Exons: 4
Coding region: 105-1490 (461 amino acids)
Source: RefSeq, a predicted model, not a curated record